GAUCUGGGUUUCCAUCUAUUUGUAUAAUACCAUACCCCAUACCCCCUAUCCUAUUUUCAGAUCUUUAAUUCAUCAGACCUUUCCUUUUUUCCCUUUUAGUCGAUCAUAUUUCAGCUGGACGGUUGUAAAAAGGAAGAAACAUAAAAGAAAAAUAAUAGUAAGGCACCAUGAGUUCGACAAACAAACACCCCCUUCGCAAAUCUUGCGGCUUCUGCCGUUCCCGCAAGAUAAAAUGCUCGAACGAGACCAUCUGCGAGGCGUGCCGAAAGCAGGGCGUUGACUGUAUAUACGAUUUUGAACCAUACCAAUCAUCAUCACGAUCCGCAAGUAUAUCUCAAGCAGACCGAGCAGCACACAGAGCCGGUUCACAACAUCCUAGCCCACGAUUGGGUAGCGAAGAAGAUAGUGCAAGGAACACAGCAGCGUAUGCAACGUCGGAUAUUGGGACGGAGUUAGAGUCCAUGUUUUAUGCUCGUUUCCUAGCAGGAAGCCCCCGAAACAACACAAACUCGAAUGCCUAUCAACAGAAGAUAUCUGCAUUCAACCGGGCUGCUCAACGGGCACCCGCAUCACCACCCACCGAUGGCCACUUUACCCCGACUUUCGACGCCCAGACGGCGAAGUACAGCGGUCUUCUUUCCCUUCUCACUCAAGAUCUUGUCGGCCUCACGGUGGCCAAGUUCGGAAGCUUAGGAUGUCAGUUGGUUGAAAGCGGUGGAGCGAGGUUCUUAGUUGACGGACUUCGCUCUGAUCAUACAGAAAGCAUGUUCGAUCCUCCACCUCAAGGACAGAACCCCUUGGCCGAAUAUGGAAGCCGCAAAAUUAGCCAGAUCAUUGAUGUCUGGUUCUCAACACACCCUCUAUCCUUCCUCCUUUCUAAGACACUGGUAAUGCAUGAACUUCGUGGAGAGACCCUCGACGAAACCCUAUUAGCUGUAAUCUUGGCCGAUGCCAAUUUCUUCAUUGGCGACGAUGUCUCAGUAGCUCGUGGUCAUUUACUGUUGCGCCACGCGACAUCAAAGCUCCGUACCCAACAAUUCUGUGCUUCCGGCUUAUCUGAAUCUUCUCAGCCGGGUGCCCCUCAAUCCAUUCUACCUCAUCCUACCAUCGCUACCGUCCAGGCCAUAACUCUCCUGGGCUGGAAUGCAUUGUGCCAAUCUCAGAUUCGCCGGGCUACAUGCUAUAUCGGUCUCGCUGGUCGUCUUGCGACGGCACUCAAGGAACAGAAGUGGUCUACCACAACGGCCGGACCGGGAAGUCGCAUCAACGGUAUCGAUGUGUGUGAGGUCGAGAAGGAGAUGGUAGCCUACCUGUGGUGGAUCACCUUCGCCCUCACUCAGUGGCUAUUCAUGCAAAUGGACCAGCAGCUCCCCUACCUCCCCAGGGCUAGCUUGACAUCUGUUUUCCUCCCGGCCGACGCCUCAUCAUCAGUUUUAAUCCGUUUAGAUGAAGCCUCUGAUAAUCUCUCCACACUCCAGAGGCAGAAGGCGACCAUGAUGGAUAUCUGGCCACUUGCUCACAUCUCUUCGGUUGUCGCUUACAUCUUCGCUCUGUACCCACAAGACAUGCCGCCAAGCGACCAACCCGAAGCCCUUUUCUGGCAAGAAAUGCCCCUUUUCGCUCUCGGUCGCAUUCAAAAUGGCACGGUCCCACAGACUCUCGGAUUGGUCUGUCGCGAAAUUCACCGAGUUCUCAUUGAGAACAUCCACAUUUUGGAUAGCAAGAUCAACUACACGUCGUCAAGGACUCUUGUUCUUGCUGUAUACUUGACAAUUGCGAUCCACAUUCUUUUCCCGCAAUCGGCGGACAAUUUUGCCGAUUCGAUUCUAACGGGCGACGUUAUGGAUCGGUUCUGCACUUCUGCCGAGGAGCUGAUUAAGAUUAUCACCGCUGCUAGCGAAACAUCUCCGAAUGAGCCACUAUUCCGAAGACCCACCCAAAUGCACCCAUGCUCACCCGAAAUCUUCACGAUUGCAUUAGACAGCUGCGCUCGCGCUUUGUCGAGAAUUCAAUCGCGAAAGGGUGCUGCAAACAAUGUCGAGCUGUAUGCGUUAUACGAGCCCCGACUUCGAGCCCUAGCUGUUCGAUUAGAGGAAAUUGCCCAGUACCAAUCAUUCAGUCCUGGCCCCGCUCUCCGCGUUGUGAGGAGACAUCUCAAGAGCAUCACCUUGGAGUUUGGUGUUAUUUCUCCGAUCACCGGUAGCCACUGGCGGAGUAACUCAACCUCCUCACUUUCCAUCAAUUCAAUUUCGAACAUGGCGGAUGAUUUCCGACCACCAAUUCCACGAGCACUUUCACAAUCCAUGACUCCAUCGCAUUCUAUGACACCUAGCUUGACAUCAAGCCCUCAAUUAUCCGACACUUUUACACCUCCUUUUGUUCCUAUGGAAUUUCAGUACCCCCUUGGCAACAGCAACAUGUCGAUGCCUGGGGACUCUGAGAAGCCUGGUUCUAAACCUGAGGGAUUAUUCCUCCACAUCGGCGAUCACCCCGCCCACAACGGUGAACAUGACCCCAACGGGACUAUGCACCCGGCGAAUAUGGGGGAGAUGACCGACGAGGCCUGGUACCAGGAUGAGCCGGCCAUGAUGGACUUUGACAUGAACACUGCAGAGUUGAACGGACCCAUAAUAUGGCAAAACUGGUCAACUCUGGCUUAAGAGUUGAUCGGAAUGCGGGGGAGAAGACGUAGGCGGCAUUUACGUGGGGGUCCGGGUGACAAACUCCGAACAUAUUAUCUGAUGAUUUACCACUUUCAUUUCUUUUUGUACAAAUUACCUAUUUAUCACUACAAGCGUUCAUUGCAUGGGAGCAUAGGCGGGAGAGCACCGGCGAAUUUGGCGCAUUUUGGAGUUUUAACGAAUUACAUGAUGAUCAAAAGCAAUAGAAUGGUACACAGCUAGAUACUAUACCCGCCUAGCCAGCUGGGCCUUUAGACAUAUUAGCAUGC
Hypoxylon trugodes is the source of this 2950-nucleotide messenger RNA. RefSeq lists its product as uncharacterized. The transcript has a single exon. The record is from RefSeq and is a predicted model, not a curated record. Gene Ontology annotation, molecular function: DNA-binding transcription factor activity, RNA polymerase II-specific; zinc ion binding. Bases 168 to 2660 code for a protein of 830 amino acids. NCBI's taxonomy places the organism in Eukaryota, Fungi, Ascomycota, Sordariomycetes, Xylariales, Hypoxylaceae. Gene Ontology annotation, biological process: regulation of DNA-templated transcription. Gene Ontology annotation, cellular component: nucleus.